AUUUCCGACCGGAACUUCCUUUUUUUAUUUAUUUUUUUUUAUUUUUGCACUAAAGCGCCAAGUUUGAAGACACGACAGCAGUGCAGACUGUUUACAAUGUUAGUUUACUUUGUCACAUGUAAAAAAAGUCUUUAAUUUUCAUGUUUAUUUUGUUUUAUAGCGGGUUUGAAGUUUCACUUCCGUGUAGCUGAGUGUAAUUUGGUGUUAUUUUUGUUAGCUUAGCUUCAGUAACUCAGCUCGCUGUGGGGUUUUCCGGUUUUAUUCAGAUAAAAUAACCAGACUGCAGCGGGGAUUUAGAAGAAGAAAGCUGACAUUUGGUCGUUUUACGUGCUGGAGCACUUGCUAAUGGAUCCAAACAUUGAGGUGAUUGUGCUGAGCGAUGAUGAAGAUGCAGGCGGCGGCCACACGGGGGCGCUCGACAACUGCUCCGUUUUAAUAGUGGAGGAAGAAAACGAAAAGAGCAAAGAUCUCGCUGAAACCACUGAAAUUCUGGACGAGGACGUGACCAUAACCUUCUCUCGGAAAGCCAGCGUUCUGCCUCACGCCAGAUACGACUGCACCGUCUCUUUCAGCUUUACAGACUCAGACGUGUCGCAGCCGGAGAGCGAGAACGCGGCGUUCUGCGAGCAGUGCUUCUGUUACAUCUGCGACCGGCUGGCCUCACAGUGUAAGUUCUGGACCGUUCCCGGGUUUUGUCACUGUAACGCUCACAAACGCAGCGUUUACUGGAAAUCCCUUCGCGACAAAAGGAUCAUGGGAUACCUGCACGAGCUCAGAUUCACCUUUAACCCGGCGGAUAUGGAUUCAGACCUCCGGCGUGCAGAAACCUCCCUGCAGGAGUUCGCACGUUGCUUGGCGCUGAAGUACGCCGCUUUCUUGAUGGAGACGGGGAACCCGAACCGACAAAUCGCCUGCGCUUGCCCGUGUCAUUCCACCAAUAGCAAAGCAGCAGAGAGCGGCUCGGCCAAUGGGAGCGCGGCGGGAUGUUCGAGGUGCUACAUCGAGCACCAGAAACUGGUUCUGUACGACUACACUCCUGUGACGGAGUGUGUGUACGCUUUUCUCGAUGAGGCGAGGAAGGAACAUCCAAAGGCCGGCUCUGUCAUGGCGCUCGGUGCCAUUAAGCUUUUCAUCACACACUCUGCAUCUGGAAUCACACACGCUCCGGCGAUUUCACAUGUUGCACUGGAACUGUUUUGGAGAGCGAUGUCAAUGGUGCAGAUUUUGUUAGUCGAUGCUGACUUUCCCGCCUCCUUCGUCAAGCAGCUGCAAGACUUCUUCCAGAUUCUUCCACUUCCUCCUGACUUCAGGAAGUUCAGAAACGGUCUGAUCGUGCUUUCCUGGGACGACCCUUUGCUCUCGGCGGUGCUGAAGGGUCAGAACGUCACCGGGGUGCGGCAGGUCAAAGGUCGACGCCCGGAGACACUGCAUGAAGCAGCGGUGGUGGUCAGAACCCGGGUUCUUAAACUCCAGCAGCAGAAAAGGUAUCGUGAGCUGGCUCGCUAUCUUAAAGUUGUGAAAAGUGACAACGCUGCCAAGCUGCAGGUGAUGAAAGACUGGAUUCCACUUUAUUUGUGCAAGGUUGGCGAUUAUGCAGGUGCGACCGACUCCUUGCUCAGCUCCAUGUACGGCUCCUCGUGCCCCGCCUCUAGGCUCAGUCCCGCCCAGUUUUGUGCCUACCUCAGAAUAUUCAUGUCUGGCCACGCCCCCCACAGCAUACCCCACCCCCCGCAAGACGAGCUCGGUCCUUAUCCUCAACACGUCCACGCGGUCCAGACAGAUCCUUUACUCAGUAGCACAUGGACACCUAUUGAAGGAGGAUCCAACCUGCUGAAAAGGCAGGAGGUGCUGAAGUUUGCACUCCGAGUCCUGAACUGUAACAAUGCAGUCUUUGCACAUGCCGAAAGCUGGAUAAAAGUGCUGAAGUUUGCCAACAUGUCUUCUUCUUCUUCUUCUUCUUCUUCUUCUUCUGGUCCAGACGGCGCGUGUUUACCAGAACCCAGCUACAUCUUCCUGACAAGGACCAGGGACGUCGCCACGGGGAUCCUCAGCGAGCUCAAUCGCACUUCCCGGAUCCAGAUUCCGAAAAGCUUUCAGAACGGAUAUCCGGACCAGGCGUUGCUGCUCUUAGCCACUCAGGCUUUAGCGUGGCGUCUCCUGCACUCACGACUCCAACCCAUCCUCUCCGUCAUCCUGACCUUCAAAUCAAACCCCUGGGUGAUGCGCUGGCUGUUCAGCAGUCUACUGGUGCAGCCACAAAUGCUUCAGGAUUUGCUCAGUGUGACUGUGGAGGAACUCGUGGACACACAAUGCAAAUCCGUCCUGCGAUUACAGGACACGGCUGAGCAGUUCUUCAUUGCGAGUUUCCUCUGUCUGUUCUUCCUGGAGCCCAGCGUAGUUCUCCAUCCCAACACUUAUCCCAUGACCGAUCUGCUGGCGAAGUGGAACGAGUUUGAAAACCCGUGGCAGUACCACCUCAGACGAAUGCUUGAAGUCAACGAGAAGAGUCUGAGCGUGGACAAACAGCAAAUCCUCAUCCAGAUGAUUAAGUGGGGUCUGCGUCAAUAACGUGCGUGUGUGUGUGUGUGUGUGUUUGUGUGUGUGUUAAGAAACAUGUUCCCCAUUAAGACGUCUCCCCGUCUGUGUGUGACGGCAGUCAGAAUUGAUCAGGUAUCGUAAUUAAGACUUCUGAUUUUUAAAAGGACGCUCUAGUGAUCCUAAUAUAUAUAUAUAUAUAUAUAUAUAUAUGUUGCCAAUUUUGUAGUUUUCGAAAUGAUCCAAAUAAAGUUUAGUUGAAAAGCGUUUACAGAUUAAGAGGCUAUGCUUAUACAGCAGGCUUCUCUAAGCCAAUCGAUUCCCCCUUUUUUUUUUUUUUUUUUUCCCCCCCCAAAUAGCAUGCUGCCGUAGCUGCGUCAGUACGUUUACGUGUCAAACGCUGAAAUUAGGAUUUAAAUACGAUAUAAAGAUACACAGGGAGAGUGUGUAGCAGACGCAGGAAAUGUAAAUUUGUCCUUUUUCAUGCUCAGUAGAGAAAAGUUUCGUGUAUGAUUAUAAAAU
Molecule: messenger RNA, 3057 nt
Organism: Pangasianodon hypophthalmus (striped catfish)
Lineage: Eukaryota; Metazoa; Chordata; Actinopteri; Siluriformes; Pangasiidae
Exons: 20
Coding region: 346-2568 (740 amino acids)
Source: RefSeq, a predicted model, not a curated record